Messenger RNA from Owenia fusiformis, 441 nucleotides. The record is from the annotation of a GenBank genome assembly. NCBI's taxonomy places the organism in Eukaryota, Metazoa, Annelida, Polychaeta, Sabellida, Oweniidae.
AAAAUGGCCAACGAAAACGAAAUCAGUAUUCCUGCUUCUUCAAAUAAUGAUGAUAUCUUUCAUGAUAUCGUUAUGCUCGAAGAAACAUUCCAUAAAAAGGGUUAUGUGGAAGGUAUAGAGCAGGGCAAGGAGAGUGGAGUAAAGGAUGGCUUCCAACUAGGCUAUGAUAAAGGCAAACAGAUUGGCAUAGAGAUAGGCACAUAUGCAGGCUUUGCAAAGACAUGGAAGGCAAUCCUAGAGCAGGAUGAACAACCAAAAGAAAAGGCCUUGAAGACACUGAAGGCUUUGAUAGAGCUGGUGGAACGUUUCCCCAGUGAUCCAGCCACAGAAAAUCUGUUUGAAAUACUGGAUAAGAUAAGAGCUAAAUUCAAACAGGCAUGUUCACUGCUUGGGGUGACACCUAUUGCAGCAUCUGGUGGUCCAACUGGGCUCUCAUUCUGA